ACGCGAAAAGAACAUGGCGACGGUGGUCUCGUAGCAGUGGAUGCUCUCUCUCGGCAAUCGCAAUUUUGUUAGUGUUCUCGACGUAAUUCCGAAGUAAUUGUAAAUCGUCCGGUAAGUCGUGAAAACCAGGACACAAUGAGCUUCUUCAGCAAGGUGUUCGGCGGCAAGAAGGAGUCGGCCGCUCCGUCGACGGCCGAGGCGAUUCAGAAAUUGCGCGAGACAGAGGAUAUGCUGAUAAAGAAGCAGGACUUUCUGGAGACGAAAAUAGAGAAUGAGAUGAUGAUUGCGAAGAAAAAUGCGUCAAAGAACAAGCGAGCUGCUAUCCAAGCACUGAAAAGAAAGAAACGGUACGAGAAGCAGCUGCAGCAGAUCGAUGGAACGUUGUCAACGAUUGAGAUGCAAAGGGAAGCGUUAGAGAGCGCGAACACAAAUACUGCUGUUCUUACAACUAUGAAAGGUGCUGCGGAUGCAAUGAAGGCUGCACAUCAACACAUGGAUGUUGACCAAGUGCAUGAUAUGAUGGAUGACAUAGCGGAACAACAGGAUGUAGCCAGGGAAAUUUCCGAUGCCAUCUCGAAUCCAGUCGCAUUCGGUCAAGAUGCCGAUGAGGACGAGCUGGAGAAGGAAUUGGAGGAACUUCAACAAGAACAACUCGACGAAGAAUUGCUCGGUAUACCGCAACAUGAUACAACGACAGAUGAACUGCCAGCGGUACCGACUUCAGUUCCUGCCGUGCCAAGCAAAACCCGCACAAAAGCUAAACCGGAAGAAGACGAUGACCUGAAAGAACUGGAGGCAUGGGCUUCAUAAAGUGAUAUUAGAAGUGAUGUUGAAAUCAAAGAUACAAGACAUUUCUAGAUAACUGUAAAUUAUAUAUUAUUACCACCAUGCGUAAUGUUAUCAUAUCUUGCAUUAAAUAACCGGCUAAAAUAAACUUUUAAUAUGAGCUCGCAAUUUUAAUAAGCUUCUUAAGCACAACUGUCGAAGAAAAAAGUUUAAUACUAAAGUGAAUAAUUAAGCAUUAGUAGAAAUUGUGUUGCUGUAUUUUUAUGCUGUGGUGAUUAUUACUAACGAGUGAAUAAUAAUAGAUCUGGUUGGUGGACGUUCACAUCAGUUAGUGACAAGGAUUGAGUAAUAUAUUUUAUACAGUAAAUAUAUUGAGAAGUAAAUGGAAACGUGAGUACUUCAAAGGUGGUAAAUGUGCAGUUCAUGUAACAUAUAAAUAUAUAAAUAUAAAGAAAAUAUAUAUAUAU
Molecule: messenger RNA, 1253 nt
Organism: Ooceraea biroi (clonal raider ant)
Lineage: Eukaryota; Metazoa; Arthropoda; Insecta; Hymenoptera; Formicidae
Gene: shrb
Product: charged multivesicular body protein shrub
Biological process (GO): late endosome to vacuole transport via multivesicular body sorting pathway; vesicle budding from membrane
Cellular component (GO): multivesicular body; cytoplasmic side of plasma membrane; ESCRT III complex
Source: RefSeq, a predicted model, not a curated record